This is a messenger RNA of Pseudo-nitzschia multistriata, 674 nucleotides long. The record is from the annotation of a GenBank genome assembly. NCBI's taxonomy places the organism in Eukaryota, Bacillariophyta, Bacillariophyceae, Bacillariales, Bacillariaceae.
CCAAUGCUACGUACUGCAACGCGAAACCGAUCGAGGAAAAAGGCCAACCCACUCUACAUCAUUUCUCCUGCUUUGUUGGAUCUACGGUACUGUAACUCUCUAGAUGCGUAAGAAGCAAUUCCAAGACGAACCUCAAGCGCAAACAAUAUAGAAAUGGCUCUUCGACGACCUCCCACUCGCGUAGAAUUGAAAGCUGACGACAUAGACGAGUACACGAAGGUUAGUGACGACUAUUCGGUUGGGUACAGAAUCAUUCUUUGGUUUCUUCGCGCCAGCCAUUGAUUUCAAUUUAAUCCACUUUUGGCUUUCCAUUAAAAACAACCCAACAUCCUUUGGUGUCAAGCGAUGCAUUGGUGAGAGGAGUUCUGUAAUGAGUAACGUGGAGAACCAGCUCGCUAACUCGCAACGUUUGCCUUGCAUUUGAACGUGUUUCCGAUAUUCAAAGAUAAUAAGAGAAAAAGAAAUGAGCAUGGAGGAUCCUAUGGCAAUGCAACACGGUGAAGCUGGUAGAAGCAGUGGUGCAGAUGGUGGGCGCAUGAAGCGAUCGAACAUGACUCCUGGAGCUAAGAAAUCAUCCGCAGCUCAACGGAUUGGAAUAGGUCGUCAGAGAUGACAAUCGCACGACCAAAGCGUAUAGAGGACAUGCGAUGCACAAAUAAUGAAUAUGCAGUAAC